CCUGAACGAAAGCGCAAGCCUGGUGCGCGUGAAAACCGCCUGCAUCUCGCCAAAGCGAGACAAAAACCGAAUACAUUACCAGCAUCUUUUUCAUUGUAUUAUUGUAGUUGGAGUGCUCGUUUUCUGUACGGACCCCGUGUACCAGUUGAGACUGUCUGAGACUGACAGUGUUGAAGGACAGAAGCGGAGCGGGUUUCGAUACCGGGACAGAAGAUGCUGGUUCUUCUUCAUUGACGGAUCUGGUCCAACCCAUGGGCUAUACACACAAAAACACAACGGCACAUCACUCGUGUUAUAGAUCACGAGUUUAAAACGGGAUCCCUUUGUGCCUCUUUUUUCUCCCACGUGCAAUAAAGUGGAUCCGUAUUUGAGGAGUGUCAGCAGAGCAGGCCUGUGCAAGACAAGGAGAGUAAAACUUCACAGAAGAUGAGGAAGAGCCGGAGCGUUCUUACUGUGUCACCUAAUGAGGACAGCAAAGAGCCUCCGGACUGCAGACUAAGUGAAUCUUUCACCUCUACUGGUUGCACGCUGGGUGUAGACCUGCACAGGAGGAGGCGCCGGUUCUCUGGGAACCUACAGUUGCCUCCUUUAUCAUGGCGGCAGAUGGAGAGGUCACGCAGUCCGGAUGACGAGUUCAUGGCAAGACCAACUACCCUGCCCUUCAUCGCACCCCCUCGCAUUGACAUCACACCUGUGGACUCUGAAUGUUUCGAUGUGGAAAAUGGCCCUUCUGCAAGCUGUAGUCCUUUGGAUCCCCAGGCCUCACCGGGUUCUGGCCUGGUUCUGCACACAAACUUUCCCAGCCACAACCAGCGGAGAGAGUCCUUCCUCUACCGCUCAGACAGCGACUAUGACCUUUCACCAAAGUCAAUGUCUCGAAAUUCUUCUAUCGCCUCAGAACUGCAUGGGGAUGACCUGAUAGUCACACCUUUUGCUCAGGUUCUAGCAAGCCUUCGAAGUGUCAGGAACAACUUUACUGUCUUGACCAACGUUCAGUGCACAUCUAAUAAGAGGUCCCCCGUGUCCAACCAGCCCCCCAUUACCAGAGUGUGCCUACCUGACGAGUCGUACCAGAAGCUGGCUGUGGAGACCAUGGAGGAGCUGGACUGGUGUCUGGAUCAGCUGGAAACCAUCCAGACGUACCGCUCCGUCAGCGACAUGGCCUCCAACAAGUUCAAGAGAAUGUUGAACAGGGAGCUGACGCACUUCUCUGAGAUGAGCAGAUCUGGCAAUCAGGUGUCGGAGUUCAUCUCCAACACCUUUCUAGACAAACAGAAUGAAAUGGAGAUUCCCUCGGAAACAGCAAAAGCCCGCGAGAAGAAGAAAAAACAGCAGCUGAUGACUCAGAUCAGUGGAGUGAAGAAAGUGUCCCAUGGGCCCAUCCUCAACUGCAGCCUCGCUCGCUUCGGCGUCAAAACCGACAAAGAGGAUUUGCUGUCUAGGGAAUUAGAAGACCUGAACAAAUGGGGCCUGAACAUCUUUACCGUUUCAGAGUAUUCGAACAACCGGCCUCUAACUUGCAUUAUGUAUGCCAUCUUCCAGGAACGAGACUUGCUCAAGACGUUCAAGAUCCCAGCAGAUACAUUUGUGAUGUAUAUGAUGACCCUUGAGGAUCACUACCACCAAGAUGUGGCCUAUCAUAACAGCCUUCACGCUGCUGAUGUGGCCCAGUCAACUCACACUCUGCUGUCCACACCUGCACUAGAUGCUGUCUUCACCGAUCUUGAGAUCCUGGCAGCCAUUUUUGCGGCAGCCAUCCAUGAUGUGGACCACCCUGGUGUUUCAAACCAGUUCCUCAUCAAUACAAACUCCGAGUUAGCGCUCAUGUAUAACGAUGAGUCGGUUUUGGAGAACCACCACUUAGCCGUGGGCUUUAAACUUCUACAGGAGGAGAACUGUGACAUCUUCCAAAACCUCACUAAGAAACAAAAACAGUCACUCCGAAAGAUGGUCAUCGACCUGGUACUGGCCACGGACAUGUCUAAGCACAUGGGCUUACUGGCCGAUCUGAAGACCAUGGUAGAGACGAAGAAAGUGACAAGCUCAGGAGUUUUACUUCUGGACAACUACACAGACAGAAUACAGGUUUUGCGGAACAUGGUUCACUGCGCCGAUCUGAGCAAUCCCACCAAGUCUCUAGAGCUGUACCGCCAGUGGACUGACCGCAUCAUGGAUGAGUUCUUUCACCAGGGCGAUCGAGAGAGGGAGCGUGGCAUGGAUAUCAGCCCCAUGUGUGACAAACACACCGCCUCUGUGGAGAGAUCACAGGUGGGUUUCAUUGACUUCAUCGUCCACCCGCUAUGGGAAACCUGGGCUGACUUGGUCCAUCCGGAUGCCCAGGAUAUCCUGGACAACCUGGAGGAUAAUAGGAACUGGUACCAGAGCAUGGUCCCCAUAAGCCCUUCCUCGCCCUUCGAUCAGGCUGACAAAGACGGCAACAGCGGGGGUUCAGCCCCUGACAAGUUCCAGUUCGAGCUCACGCUAGAGGAGGAAGACUCAGAAGGCACGGAAAAAGACGAACAGAGCCAGGGAGACGAGGAAGAAGACGACAGAGGGGAAGAAAUGGAAUCCACUACACUCAUCCAGAUAGUUACCGAAGACGCCUCACCGGUCGACACAUAAGACUUCGCGUCCCUUGAUAGGCGGUAGCUAUUUUUUCCCAUGCAAGAGGAGAAAUCUUGCAGUUGAUGCUUUUUAAAAAGCCCACAUGGGGUGAUUUUUUAGUCCCCCGUGGGAGGAGGAUGUCUUGCCCUCCUUGCACUUACGUUUGGAGACAGUUUGUAGGAGCUCUCAGGAAAUAAAUGCUGCAGACAUUUUGGACCUGAACGAUUGGCAGGCGACUUUGAUAAACGUGAAGGAUUGGGGCCAACGUGAACAGUUUGUUUGGUUGUUUACCAGAUUGUGAGGAGUAGACACUACUGAGAGGAUUUCUCUUUUUUUUGUACCAACACAAACUUUUUGUAAAGCUAUGGGUGUGUGAUGAGGUCAAAAACGAACUACUGAAGAACAAGUAUUUGUAAAGAGAGAAACUGUUUACUUUUCUGUACCAUUUGUCUAAAGACUGUGUGCCUUUUUACUAUUGUCUUUUUAAUAGUCUUUUAUUUAUUGAACACAUUUUAGUAUAACUGUACGUUGAAAUGUUUUCAUUUUGUAAAGCAAACCAGACCGAACAUGCAGAAUUGUUUUAUAUCUACGCUGGAGAGAAAACUUAGUGUCUUCCUUUGUUUGGCAAUAUAACUUAAUAAUCCAAACAUCUGACAAACGAUCAGAAAACUAAGAAA
Messenger RNA from Rhinichthys klamathensis goyatoka, 3281 nucleotides. RefSeq names its product phosphodiesterase 4B, cAMP-specific a (gene pde4ba). Bases 427 to 2622 code for a protein of 731 amino acids. The transcript has 17 exons. Gene Ontology annotation, biological process: signal transduction. Gene Ontology annotation, cellular component: nucleus; perinuclear region of cytoplasm; cytosol. The record is from RefSeq and is a predicted model, not a curated record. NCBI's taxonomy places the organism in Eukaryota, Metazoa, Chordata, Actinopteri, Cypriniformes, Leuciscidae. Gene Ontology annotation, molecular function: transmembrane transporter binding; 3',5'-cyclic-AMP phosphodiesterase activity.